CGGGGGACAGGGGCGGGGGAGGGCCUCCGCACUAAAGACCGGGCCUCAAAAUGGCCACACGCGUCCCCCCGUCGCUGCAAAACACCGCCCAGGACCACACCGCGGCCUAACUGCUGGUCUCUCGAGAGAGGGGGAAGCAAAGACCCCCGUCCACCGCCUGGACCUCGGCUCCCGCCCCUCUCCGGCGGAGUAGUGGAGAUCCUGUUCAGAGGGACCGGUCUCUCUAAAUAUGCCCCAGGAUCUGCUCCAUGAGUGGGGGAGCCUGGAAUUAAUCAGAGGGUAUAAAUGUGUUAUAAGGAGAGCUUGAGCUCAGUCCAGCGAUUGCAGUGCACAUCGUUUGUCAUUCGAUUAGAAACUGGGCUGAAGCACGUGUCACUGAGCACACUACACAUUGGGACAGUAAGGAUGACGGAGCGGCCGCCGAGCGAGGCGGCACACAGUGACCCCCCGCUAGAGGGACGGGAGGCGGCCGAGGCCCGCAUGGCCCCCCCGCACCUGGUCCUGCUGAACGGCGUCGCCAAGGAGACAAGCCGCGCGGCCCCAGCCGAGACCCCUGUGAUCGAGCUGGGCGCGCGCGGGGGCCCGGGGGGCGGCCCCGCCGGUGGGGGCGGCGCCGCGCGAGACUUAAAGGGCCGCGACACGGCAGCGGCCGAAGCGCGCCAUCGGGUGCCGACCACCGAGCUGUGCAGACCUCCGGGGCCCGCACCCGCGCCCGCCCCGGCCCCCGCGGAGCUGCCAGGCGACGGCCGGAUGGUGCAGCUGAGCCCGCCCGCGCUGGCGGCCCCCGCCGUCCCCGGCCGCACGCUGCUCUACAGCCUCAGCCAGCCGCUGGCCUCGCUCGGCAGUGGGUUCUUUGGGGAGCCAGAUGCCUUCCCUAUGUUUGCCACCAACAACCGAGUGAAGAGGAGACCCUCUCCUUAUGAGAUGGAGAUUACUGAUGGUCCCCAUACCAAAGUCGUAAGGCGCAUUUUCACCAACAGCCGGGAGCGAUGGCGGCAGCAGAAUGUGAAUGGGGCCUUCGCUGAGCUCCGCAAGCUCAUCCCCACGCACCCCCCAGACAAGAAGCUCAGCAAGAAUGAGAUCCUCCGCCUGGCCAUGAAGUACAUCAACUUCCUGGCCAAGCUGCUCAAUGACCAGGAGGAGGAGGGCACCCAGAGAGCCAAGGACCCCGUGGUGGGGGCUGGAGGAGGGGGUGGGGGGGGAGGGGGUGGUGCACCUCCAGACGAUCUCCUGCAGGAUGUACUGUCCCCCAACUCUAGCUGUGGCAGCUCCCUGGAUGGGGCAGCCAGCCCGGACAGCUACACAGAGGAGCCCGCACCCAAGCACACAGCCCACAGCCUCCAUCCUGCCAUGCUGCCCGCCACUGAUGGAGUGGGCCCUCGGUGAUGGGUCUGGGACCAGCCUGGGCCAGUCAGGAGGGUGCCCUCAGGCCACUGGGACUGUGGGCUUCAGGGCAGGUGGGUGAAGACUGGGCAGCUCUGAAGUAGGUCAAUGGACUUGAUGAGCUUUCCUUGAUGCCUGAACUUUGGGAAGCCCAAACUACCCCCGGGGCUGGCUUUCUCGUUUCCUGCCUCAGUGGGAGAACGAAAAAUGGAGCAAAGUGGUAG
Messenger RNA from Molossus molossus (Pallas's mastiff bat), 1607 nucleotides. RefSeq names its product TAL bHLH transcription factor 1, erythroid differentiation factor (gene TAL1). Gene Ontology annotation, molecular function: DNA-binding transcription factor activity, RNA polymerase II-specific; protein dimerization activity; RNA polymerase II cis-regulatory region sequence-specific DNA binding. Lineage: Eukaryota; Metazoa; Chordata; Mammalia; Chiroptera; Molossidae. Bases 286 to 1386 code for a protein of 366 amino acids. The record is from RefSeq and is a predicted model, not a curated record. Gene Ontology annotation, biological process: regulation of transcription by RNA polymerase II. The transcript is spliced from 6 exons.